Molecule: messenger RNA, 1224 nt
Organism: Lactuca sativa (garden lettuce)
Lineage: Eukaryota; Viridiplantae; Streptophyta; Magnoliopsida; Asterales; Asteraceae
Source: RefSeq, a predicted model, not a curated record
AUGGGGUAUACUGAAACCCUCACCACCAUUACUAAGUUCAAGAAGUCCUGCCUUCCUCCUCAAUGGAAUGUCCUUUUCACUCUGCUAUUUAAAGGGCUCUUUGAGCGAAGCGUCGGCUCAGAUGGGGCGAGCAAGUCUUUUAUGACUGUGCUAUAUGGACUCUACCAUGGGAUAGAUUUGGAUUAUGGAAACAUUAUUUGGCAACAACUGGUUCAAAGCUUGGUCUUUUCGUCCAGACACUCAAAAAUCUCAUGUGGGCGAUAUUGGUUUAUAAUCACUAAGUGGGAAAUGGAUUGUCUUCAUGUUCCAAUCAUGGCGUAUUCUCUUCCCUCCUCCAUCGCCACUUUUCACACAACCAAGACAAUCAUCACAGAUCCCACCAAGUACUCCUUCAUUGGACCCGUUCCUGAAACCAUGCUUGCUUGUGUCUCUGCAGUGAGCAAUGUUCUGCAACAAUAUCGAAAGAUUUCGUCUUUGGGUCCAAGGGAGCUAACGCCAGCCAUGGUUCGCUCCAUUGAAGAAGCUGACAAGCCAGCGAAAAGGGGAAAGAAAACUGACACCCAGAAAGAGACCCGUGUUUCCAAACCAACCAAGGGGCAAACCCCUAAGAAGCGAAAGUCUGACAAGGCUGCUCCAUCCAAAUCUCAACCGAAGAAGCAGAAGAAGCCUGCUAGGAAGCUUAUACUCCAAUCUUCUAAAUCCAAGAGUGAAAGCUCUGAUGAUGAGGCUUCGGGUCGAGGUGAUACUCCGCCUCGCUCCCCUACCCCAAAAAUUCCAGUUCGCUCCCAGCCUCCUUCUCCUCCACCUGUUACCAUCCCAGUAUCCAUCCUUCCAAUAUUUCCUAUCCCAACCACUCAACCAUCCACCACUAUUCCCAUCCCUACUCCUAUAUUCACAGACACUACUACCACCACUACUACCACAGGGGCUCAUUCUACAGCUCCCACUCCACCCGUUACAACCGAACCACCAGUAACAACCGAACCUCCAACCACUAGCAAACCCUUAUCUCCUACUCCAUCUACAGACACCAGCCCAGUUCUAGGCGGUGAGGACUUGGAAUUUGAUUCCACUUAUUUUAGUCCUUACCGUGUAAAAAAUGAUGAAGAUGAUGAUGAGCCUGUUACCAAGCGUUAUCUCAAAGCAGUAAACGACACACUCGAACAACUGCUUUCCUCCUCUUCCUUUGGGGCUUACUCUGACGCUGCUUUAAAGGCUUUGUGA